AUGCUCUCCUUCUUCCGUCGGCGUGGCGCCGACGCCGACACCGACGAGCCCCAGGCCUCGUCCAAAGUUCCGUUAUACACCAAUGCAGCUUAUUACCCCAACUGGAGGAUCUACAGGAACCAACCGCCGUCCUCCCUGCGUCUAGGCUUUAUUUCGCAUCUCUAUUACGCUUUCGCAUGGGUCAAGGAAGAUGGUGAGAUUUAUGUAUGCUCCUGA
Penicillium chermesinum is the source of this 216-nucleotide messenger RNA. RefSeq names its product Glycoside hydrolase superfamily. The record is from RefSeq and is a predicted model, not a curated record. The transcript has a single exon. The coding region runs from base 1 to 216 and encodes 71 amino acids. Lineage: Eukaryota; Fungi; Ascomycota; Eurotiomycetes; Eurotiales; Aspergillaceae. Gene Ontology annotation, biological process: carbohydrate metabolic process.